AAAAAAAUUUCUUUUUUUUUUCGUGAUAGUUUCUCGAAUAGUUUGCAAUUCUCAGUUAAACACUAGUAGCCUAGAAUAGCGGACGAGAAGGAAAGUAUGUUUUUACUAAAAUACGCAACAUUUUUAAUCGUAAGCGUUAUCGUAGAUACCGUAGCACCGGCUUCAUGUAUUUCACGUGCCGGUAGUGAUACAGAAGAAGAAUUGUGCCACAACAUCACUUGGGGAGCGUACAGUCCACGCGCUGUUCAUCUCAGUAGGCAUGUGGUUGCCGAAAAAGCAAAAACUAUGCGUGUGAUAUCAAAAGAUUUCUCCUAUCGACCAAAGCCAGGCGAAUUGGCAUACGAACGCACCAUCACCCAAAUUAUUGUUACAGAUAACUAUAGCAAUGGUAAUGGAGGCUACGCUACCCUAAAGGAUGGCGGUCCCAGCACUUAUUUCGCUUUAAUACAUUUGAAAUCUCAACGUGGUCAUGGCUUUAAUUUCACAAUUGAUUUUUAUGGUCAGUGA
Molecule: messenger RNA, 507 nt
Organism: Glossina fuscipes
Lineage: Eukaryota; Metazoa; Arthropoda; Insecta; Diptera; Glossinidae
Product: probable salivary secreted peptide
Exons: 2
Coding region: 97-507 (136 amino acids)
Source: RefSeq, a predicted model, not a curated record